Girardinichthys multiradiatus is the source of this 1484-nucleotide messenger RNA. RefSeq names its product cofilin 1 (gene cfl1). Lineage: Eukaryota; Metazoa; Chordata; Actinopteri; Cyprinodontiformes; Goodeidae. Gene Ontology annotation, molecular function: actin filament binding. The record is from RefSeq and is a predicted model, not a curated record. The coding region runs from base 17 to 652 and encodes 211 amino acids. Gene Ontology annotation, cellular component: actin cytoskeleton; actin cortical patch; cytoplasm. Gene Ontology annotation, biological process: actin filament severing; cell motility; actin filament fragmentation. The transcript is spliced from 4 exons.
AUAGCCUUUAGUGCACAUGCGCGCAUGCUUCAUGCACGCCGCUGCGGUCGGGAACGCGCUUCUGGGCGCGCUCCCGCAAUGUAUAAAGUCCAUUCGUCAUCGGUCCAUUCAAUUUCUUCCAGAUCCCGAACUAUUCCCAGCUGCGACCAUGGCCUCCGGUGUGAAAGUCACAGAUGAAGUCAUCGCUGUCUUCAAUGACAUGAAGGUCCGUAAGGCUCAGGCAAACGAGGACGAGAAAAGAAAGAGGAAGAAGGCCAUUCUUUUCUGCCUGAGCAAGGACCUGAAGAACAUAGUCCUGGAUGAGGGCAAAGAAAUUCUGCUGGGUGACAUCGGAAACACAGUCAUGGACCCGUACCAGGACUUUGUCAAGAUGCUGCCCCCAGACGACUGCCGCUACGCUCUGUAUGACGCCACCUAUGAGACCAAAGAAACAAAGAAGGAGGACUUGGUCUUUAUCUUCUGGGCGCCAGAUAGUGCUCCUCUGAAGAGCAAGAUGAUCUAUGCCAGCUCAAAAGAUGCUAUUAAGAGGAAAUUUGAAGGCAUUAAGCACGAGUGGCAGGUGAACGGUUUGGAAGACCUCAAAGACCGACGCACCCUGGCAGAGAAGCUCGGUGGCUCGUCAGUAGUCACCCUGGAAGGAUCUCCUAUAUAAAUAUGACUCUCCUCCUCCGGCUUUGAUCGAAGCCUCUCAGACACAUCAUCAGUUGGGUUUAGCUGUUCAUUCCAGUUGGGAGUGGAGAAAGGGGCAAAAGCAGAACCAUCUGUGGGACUUCUGGGGAGGGUUACAGUGGGUGGGUUUGAGGGUCAAGGGACAAAGAAAACAAAAAACAGGCUGACUGUUGUUCCAGUUCAUGCAACAUAAGGAAAAAGAACAAAACACACCUAAAGAUACAAAUGAUGAAGGAUGAUGAAAUUUCAAUGCACUUAUUCACAUUUAAGGACAGGGUUUUGUUCUUUUCAGGUUCCACAUGAAAUAUGUCAGAGAAAGUGGCAGAAAACAACCUUUUAGUUUUCCAACCAUCACAUCAUAACAGAGCAAAUAUUCCAACUACAUAAUUUUGUUUUUGCCAAACUUCUAGUUAAGUUUUGUGUGUAGUUGAGACUAGGUGUAGUAUGAACUAAUUCACUCUUGUUUGCACAAGACGUAUGAAAACCUCUGGGGAACACGGUUAAAUAUUUUUGUUUUGUCAUGCCUUCAUUUUUUAUUUUUUUUUCUGUUCUCAUCAAACCUGCAAUUCUGAAAACUUGAGUGAUUCCUUUUUAUUUCCUGUUGUGUCGGGAGAACUUGGCAUUCGAUGUAGUAAACAUAACAUUCCUCGUACUUGUUAAAACAAAGAGUUCCUUGUUUUAAAAACGUUGGUGUUGAUGAUGGUCUGGUGGGGAGCGAUGUGUAAAUGAAGGAUGACCAGUCCGUUGAGGCUAAAAACUGAAGGGUGGAUGUUUUGUAUCGUCUCCUUAUCUCUAAUAAAAAACACUAAACUACU